Molecule: messenger RNA, 1569 nt
Organism: Saccostrea cuccullata (small rock oyster)
Lineage: Eukaryota; Metazoa; Mollusca; Bivalvia; Ostreida; Ostreidae
Product: 26S proteasome non-ATPase regulatory subunit 11-like
Exons: 13
Coding region: 57-1307 (416 amino acids)
Biological process (GO): ubiquitin-dependent protein catabolic process
Cellular component (GO): proteasome regulatory particle, lid subcomplex
Molecular function (GO): structural molecule activity
Source: RefSeq, a predicted model, not a curated record
CUUCCAUAUGCAAGAAAGAUAACUCUGAUGAUUUUAUCAUAAACAAAAAAGACACCAUGGAACUGGAGAAAGCUCAAGCGUUGAAAAUUACCAACAAAAGUGCAGCGAUAGAUAUAUUAUACAAUAUUGUUAAAAGAAAUGUUGAAAUAAACAAUGAGAAUGAUAUUAAAACCAAAGAGCAGGCGAUAUUAGAUUUGGGAGCACUGUUAGCAGAGACAGGACAGGCUGAAGAACUAGCCGGUCUGAUAAAGUUUACACGUCCUUUCCUUGUUAUGGUCAGUAAAGCUAAGGCGGCCAAGCUGGUCAGGGGACUGGUAGACAUGUUUCUGGAUAUGGAAGCAUCAACAGGAAAAGAGGUUCAGCUUUGUCAGGAAUGUAUAGAUUGGGCUAAAGACGAAAAACGAACCUUCCUUAGACAGGCAUUAGAGGCCAGACUUAUUGCUUUAUAUCACGGAACACAACAGUUUACCGAGGCUCUUCAGUUAGCUUCUUCACUGUUGAGAGAGCUAAAGAAACUAGACGACAAGGCACUGUUGGUUGAAGUCCAGCUUUUAGAGAGUAGAAUAUAUCAUUCUCUGUCAAAUUUACCCAAAGCAAGGGCAGCCUUGACCUCUGGUAGAACAACAGCCAAUGGUAUUUAUUGUCCACCUAAACUGCAGGCAGCUCUAGACAUGCAAUCAGGUAUCCUACAUGCUGCUGAUGAGAGAGAUUUUAAGACGGCUUAUUCUUACUUCUACGAGGCCUUUGAGGGUUACGAUUCCAUAGACAGCCCCAAGGCUGUGACAGGACUCAAAUACAUGCUGAUGUGUAAAAUCAUGUUAAACACAGCAGAUGAGGUUCAAACAAUACUGAGUGGAAAACUAGCCUUAAAAUACCAAGGCCCUGAAGUGGAGGCCAUGAAAAGCAUAGCCCAGGCUAGUCACAAACGGUCUCUCGCCGAGUUCCAAAAGACAUUGGUGCAGUAUAAAGCCCAGCUAGCAGAGGAUCCAAUCGUGAACGCUCACCUGAAGACGCUCUAUGACAACUUACUGGAACAGAAUCUCUGUCGCAUCAUCGAGCCCUUCUCCAGAGUUCAGGUCCAACAUGUUGCAAAUUUGAUCAAACUGCCAAUAGACACAGUUGAGAAGAAAUUGUCCCAAAUGAUUUUGGAUAAAAAAUUUCAUGGUAUAUUGGAUCAAGGUGCAGGAGUACUUAUCGUGUUUGAUGAGACACCUGUGGAUAAGACUUAUGAGAACUCUCUGGAAACCAUACAGAACAUGGGCAAAGUUGUGGACGCCCUGUACCAUAAAGCUAAAAAACUGACCUAAGGAAAACAACAUGUGAAAGUCACUAUGAAAUGACAUACAUGUAAGGAUUAUUGCUUUCAAAGUGAAAGUAUGAUCUAGUUAUUAAUAUUGUGAAGAAAAAGUUGAAAAACUGAAACUUCCACAGUAAAACUUGAAAAAUCAAUUUUUCUGUGGGUUAAAUUAAUAUGAAACAGAAAAUAUGAGUCUGAAAAUAAUUACAUGUGAAUAUGAAUUCAUAAGGUUGGAAGUGAAUUCUAAAAAUAAUUAAACUGUUAAAAUCUAA